Molecule: messenger RNA, 672 nt
Organism: Phyllostomus discolor (pale spear-nosed bat)
Lineage: Eukaryota; Metazoa; Chordata; Mammalia; Chiroptera; Phyllostomidae
Product: NADH dehydrogenase [ubiquinone] 1 beta subcomplex subunit 8, mitochondrial-like
Exons: 1
Coding region: 126-530 (134 amino acids)
Cellular component (GO): mitochondrion
Source: RefSeq, a predicted model, not a curated record
GAAACGAGACCAAGGUCAAGAUUGCCUUGGCUAGGGCGGGGGUCCUGGAAGUCCAAUGGCUGCAAAGGGCAGUCUGGAAUGUGGUGCCACUGGGUGCAUAGACAGCCUCCCACAUUACCAAGGGCAUGCUCCUGGAUCCUUAUCCCAAGACCCCAGAACAAAGAGCUGCUGCCACCAAGCAGUAUAAUAUGCGUGUGGAAGACUAUGAGCCGUACCCAGACGAUGGCAUGGGAUAUGGCAACUCCCCAAAGCUCCCUGACCGCUCACAGCAUGAGAGGAAUCCAUGGUAUGAAUGGGACCACCCCGAUCUGAGAUUGAACUGGGGUGAACUGAUUCACUGGAACCGAGAUAUGUAUAUCAGGAAUCAUGUGGACACAUCCCCGACGCCUGUUUCUUGGGAUGUCAUGUGUAAGCAUUUCUUCGGCUUCCUGACCUUCAUGCUGUUCAUGUUUUGGGUGGGGGAGACUUAUCCCUCCUACCAGCCCGUGGUGCCAAAGCAGUAUCCUUAUAAUAAUCUGUACCUGAAAUAAGGCGGCAAUCCCACCAAAGAGCUGGAGCCAGUGUUUCACUAUGAAAUCUGAGGAGGCUUCCUGGACUUUGUGCCUUCUGACUGACUCCCUCAUUCCUAGAGAUUUAACCUUAAUGAAAUCCCUAAUAAAACAGUGCUGUAGU